Molecule: messenger RNA, 823 nt
Organism: Enhydra lutris kenyoni (northern sea otter)
Lineage: Eukaryota; Metazoa; Chordata; Mammalia; Carnivora; Mustelidae
Exons: 5
Coding region: 36-806 (256 amino acids)
Source: RefSeq, a predicted model, not a curated record
UAUCAACACCGUUGACUCUGGACACCAUCCUAAGAAUGUCCCACUUCACUAAUUGGAAGGUCUUCCGAGUAAGCAAAUGCUUGACGCCUCGUGACAAUGUCAGAGCUCCCCAUGAGAGGAAGAAAGAGAACAAGAAGCAAGAGGAUCUGCCUGAAGGCCAGCCCUUGCCUGAUGGGCAGAUGCUGCAGAAGGGGCAAGGUACCCAGAUCUCUAAGGACAAAGCCAAAGACAAAGGAGGGGACAAGGCUACUAAGGAAGGCCCAUAUAUUGGCAAAACAGAACCGCGAAGAGACGCCAAGGACUGGAAGCUGCCGAUCCCGCUGGGACCUGUUUAUCCACCAUUAAUCUCGAGUCUGAACACCACCAAAGCUGUAGGACGAAGCUGGGACUUUUCUCUUCCAAUAGCAAAGAGCUUACAAAUACAUGACGGCCCCUUCCGGCACUUCAUGGACAUGAAGGCAGAGAAGAGAUUGGCUGGCCGGAAGGAGCGCCGCAGUCGCUUUGGAGACAUCAACGUGCACAAGUGCUAUCAGUUUGGACAAAUCUUCUCCCCUUUCCAGGCCCUCACCACAACAGAAAUGCAAAGACUGGUAUUUCCCCAAGACCUGCCCAUGAGUCCACACCUACAGAAAAUGGGCAUUUCAUGCACCACUGAAGCGAAUCUCCAGGAUUUAUCCUUGUCUUCCAGAGAGUUGGGUAUGAAAAAAGAUGACAGCAACCAUGAGAAAGAGAAGCCAGCAAGUCACAUUAAGAUCCCUUUAUUCCCCCCAAUAGUUAAAGCAACAAAAUCUAAUGACAUGAAAUAAUAAAAAUUUUAAAACUG